Salmo salar (Atlantic salmon) is the source of this 21254-nucleotide messenger RNA. The record is from RefSeq and is a predicted model, not a curated record. NCBI's taxonomy places the organism in Eukaryota, Metazoa, Chordata, Actinopteri, Salmoniformes, Salmonidae.
GUACCAAUGAAGAAAAAAGAAACACGCGUAGUCAACCACUCACUGCAGGAGACUGAAGGAUGUUAUACUGCCCUGGAUACAAAUCAUCAUUGUAGGAAUAUUGACCAAACAUAAAUUUGUUGAAUCUCAACGGCAAAGAUUGGAUCAUCUUUCGGACUGUAAAACUUUGUUAAAGUUUUCGUCCACAUGUUUCAGCGCUUGUUUUACCAGAGAGUGUCUGAAGACUCAAGGAACUAGUAAUGGACCAGAACCUGUUUGGAGGGGCCCCCAGGUUUCUCACGCGGCCCAAGGCCUUCGCAGUGUGCGUGGGAAAGGAUGCCACCUUGAGCUGCACCAUCGUGGGCAACCCCACCCCUCUGAUUACCUGGGAAAAGGAGAAGCUACGUCUGACCUCUGGGGGCCGCUUCAAGAUGGUGGAUGAUGGUGACGUCUACCGCCUCACCAUCUACGAUCUAACCCUGGAGGACAGCGGCCAGUACAUGUGCCGGGCCAAAAACAAUGUUGGGGAAGCAUAUGCAUGCGUAACCCUUCACGUAGGCCUUCCACAGGAGAUGGUGGAGAGGGCCCCCGUCUUCAUGGUCAAGCCUACCUCCGCACGCGUAGGCCUGGGGGGCGACGUGGUCUUCCACUGUCGGGUUGCGGCUUACCCAGAGCCCAAAUUUGACUGGGAGAAGGACGGGCGUUACCUGGCCGAGACGAACCGCAUCAAGGUGACAUCGGACAGUGACAGCAGCUCUCUGAGGAUCCAGAGCGUGCGCAGCCUGGACAGCGGCACAUACACUUGCCGCGCCCAGAAUUCGGUAGGCCGCUCUAACUCCGCCGCCACCUUGGUUGUAGACACCCAGGACUCCCGUCAUCUGGGCAAGGACAAGAGCACCUCCCUCCUCUCCCACCUGCAGAAACGUAAAGAAGGAAUCUCUAUCUACUGCACCGCCGAGACCAGCAGCUCCACUUACAACUCCACCACCACCUCCUCGACCGCCACCACUAUGGUCACAGACGGGCUGAGCCUUCUGGGUCUAGACCACAGCAGCGCAGCACUGGUCAGUCAUCUGCCCAAAGGCGUCUUCACCCGCACCUGCACAGUGACUGAAGGCAAGCACGCCAAACUCAGCUGCUUCGUGACGGGCCACCCCAAGCCUCACAUCAUCUGGAGGAAGGAUGGGGGGAACAUUGGCGAGGGACGCAGACAGAUCAUGUAUGAGGACCAGGCCGAGAACUUCAUCCUCAAGAUCCUGUACUGCAAACAGAGGGACAAUGGUCUGUACACCUGUAACGCCUCCAAUAUGGCCGGACACACCUACAGCGCCGUGCUGGUGAUAGUUAAAGAGCCCAAGGUGCCGUUCAGGAGGAAGCUGCAGGAUGUGGAGGUCCAGGAGAAGAUGACGGCCACACUGCUGUGUGAGGUGCCCAUCUCCACCACCCAGGCCAGCUGGUUCAUGGAGGAGACGCGACUAGAGGACUGCUCCAAGUACCGAAUGGAGGAGGAGGGCACCAUGCGGCGCCUCACCAUCCACAACGUCACCACCAAUGAUGAUGCCGUCUACAUCUGCGAGAUGAAGGAGGGGAGCCGCACCGUGGCCGAGCUCACUGUGCUUGGCAACAUCACUAAGAAGCUGCCCAGGAGGACUGUAGUGCCAGUGAGUGAUACAGUGAUCUUCUGCGUUGAGCUGGAGCACCCCUGUUCUGACGCCUACUGGACACGCAAUGCCGAGCGUCUGAAGCCGGACACACGCAUAUUAAUUGCAUGCACCCUCAGGCAGUACACUUUAACCAUCAGCCACUGCCAAGCUGACGACUCAGGAGAGGUGGCCUUCAUGGCUGGAGACUGCAAGACCUCCACAAGAUUCUCUGUCACAGCUGCCAGAAAGCAUCCUCCUGAUCCCCCCAUCGAUGUGGUGGUGCGCAACAAGACCGACUCAUCCAUCACCCUCCACUGGUCCCCCCCAGACAGUGACCGCCCUGUACCCAUCAAGGGGUACAUGGUAGAGAGGAGGAAGGUGGGUGCCCAGACCUGGCAGAGGUGCAAUGGCAUGGAGAUUAGCCCCUUUACCGAGAUCACAAUCCAGAACUUCACAGAGGAGGCCAGCUACCAGUUCCGCAUUUCUGCAGUCAACAACUAUGGCCAGAGCCAAUACCUGGAGGUGCCCGGGACCUUCUACCUUGAGCCCAGUGCAGAGGUGAAAACAGGCCUGAUGAACAGCACAGCCAUCUCAGGUGAGGAGGCCUCACUCUCCGUGGAUCUGUCUGCCGUGUGCUCUGGCUUCUGGUCUAUCAACGGACGCCUCCUGCGUAGUGGUGGUGACUACCUCAUCACCCGCCAAAAGACCACACACACGCUGAUGAUCCGGACGGUCUUGAUGGAGAUGAACGGAGCCGUGGUAAAAUUUGUGGGCGGUGGCUCUGAGAGCACUUGUAUACUCAAAGUGAAGGCUCCACCUAUCCGGUUCACCAGUAAGUCUGCUCACACUGAGGUGGUGACCUGCAGCGCCCAGUCCUCCGCCCAGCUGACCACAGAGGUGUCUGAUUACCAUGCCCAGGUGGUCUGGAUGAAGAAUGGACGGGAGCUGAAGAUGGGCAAGAAGUAUGAGUGCAUAACCACUGACCACAAGAGGAUCCUGAUGGUACACAAUGUCACUGAAGAGGACACGGGAAUCUAUGAGUGUGUCCUAAACGAAGACAGAAUGUCCCUGAAGCUUUCUCUAAAAGAUGAAGCAAAAUUCCUGAACAAGCCCAGGGGUCCCAUGGGGGUGGCACCUGCCCUCAGUGGGCACCUUGAGUUGAACUGUGAGGUAUCGUCUGCCAGCGGGGUGGUGGUGUGGAGGAAGGAUCAGACAGUGGUCAUUGAGGACCAAAGAACUACCAUUGUCUCCAAAGGGACACAGAGGAGACUGGUCAUCAAGAACGCCAAGAAGAGUGACGAGGGACACUAUUCCUGCGAGACAGCGGAAGACAAAGUCACAUUCCAGGUCAAGAUAAAAGAAGUUCAACAGGCUGCCUUCACCAAUAAGGACUCUGUACAGAAGGAAGUGAGAGCUACUCUCUCCCAGAAAGCCACUCUGAGCUGUGAGGUGUCAGAUACCAAGACAGAGGUGAAAUGGUACAAGGAUGGCAAACAGAUCAUUGCAAGUAAAACAGUCUCCAUGGAGACAAAGGGCAAGAGUCGUCUGUUGGUAAUAGACAAAAUGGAGAAAAAGGAUGCUGGAGAGUACACCUGUGAAGCUAGAGCAGAGAAGCUGGUCUUUAAAAUACAUGUGUCAGAAGCCCAACAGGCUGCCUUCACCAACAAGGACUCUGUACAGAAGGAGGUGAAAGCUAUUCUCUCCCAGAAAGCCACUCUGAGCUGUGAGGUAUCUGACACCAAGACGGAGGUGAAAUGGUACAAGGAUGGCAAACUGCUGACUUCCAGUAAGACAGUGUCCAUGGAGACAAAGGGCAAGACUCGUCAGCUGGUGAUAGAGAAGGUGGAGAAGAAGGAUGCUGGACAGUACACCUGUGAGGUUGGAGCAGAGAAACUGGUCUAUGAGAUACAGGUGACAGAAGCCCAGGCUGCCUUCACCAAUAAGGACUCUGUACAGAAGGAGGUGAAAGCUGCUCUCUCCCAGAAAGCCACUCUGAGCUGUGAGGUGUCUGACACCAAGACGGAGGUGAAAUGGUACAAGGAUGGUAAGCUGCUGACUUCCAGUAAGACAGUCUCCAUGGAGACAAAGGGCAAGACUCGUCAGCUGGUGAUAGAGAAGGUGGAGAAGAAGGAUGCUGGACAGUACACCUGUGAGGUUGGAGCAGAGAAACUGGUCUUUAAGAUACAGGUGACAGAAACUCAAGCCGCUUUCACCAAUAAGGACUCUGUACAGAAGGAGGUGAGAGCUAUUCUCUCCCAGAAAGCCACUCUGAGCUGUGAUGUGUCAGAUACCAAGACGGAGGUGAAAUGGUACAAGGAUGGUAAGCUGCUGACUUCCAGUAAGACAGUCUCCAUGGAGACAAAGGGCAAGACUCGUCAGCUGGUGAUAGAGAAGGUGGAGAAGAAGGAUGCUGGACAGUACACCUGUGAGUUUGGCGCAGAGAAGCUGGCCUUUAAGAUACAGGUGACAGAGGUCCAGGCUGCCUUCACCAAUAAGGACUCUGUACAGAAGGAGGUGAGAGCUAUUCUCUCCCAGAAAGCCACUCUGAGCUGUGAGGUGUCAGAUACCAAGACGGAGGUGAAAUGGUACAAGGAUGGUAAGCUGCUGACUUCCAGUAAGACAGUCUCCAUGGAGACAAAGGGCAAGACUCGUCAGCUGGUGAUAGAGAAGGUGGAGAAGAAGGAUGCUGGACAGUACACCUGUGAGGUUGGAGCAGAGAAACUGGUCUUUAAGAUACAGGUGACAGAGAUUCAAGCUGCUUUCACCAACAAGGAGUCUGUAAAGAAGGAGGUGAAAGCUGCUCUCUCCCAGAAAACCACUCUGAGCUGUGAGGUAUCUGACACCAAGACGGAGGUGAAAUGGUACAAGGAUGGUAAGCUGCUGACUUCCAGUAAGACAGUCUCCAUGGAGACAAAGGGCAAGACUCGUCAGCUGGUGAUAGAGAAGGUGGAGAAGAAGGAUGCUGGACAGUACACCUGUGAGGUUGGAGCAGAGAAACUGGUCUAUAAGAUACAGGUGACAGAAUCCUCUGCCAAGUUUAAAAAGUCUGCCGUGAAGGAUGUAUGCAGUGUUCAAGCAAGUGAGAAGAUUGUUUUGACCACUGAGCUGACUUCGGAGAGUGCCAGUGUUAAGUGGUUCAGGGAUGGAGUAGAGUUGAAGGAGGGCACUAAAUAUGAGAUGAAGAGAGAGGGACAUUCUCGUACCCUGAUUGUGAAGUCCACCGAAGUCAAAGACAGUGGCACCUACUCUUGCCACACUGAUGAUGACAAGCUUGAGUUCAAAGUUCAAGUCAAACAUACACCGCUGAAGUUUGUGGUGCAGUUGCAGCCUGUAGCCACAGAGCUGGGUGUUACGCUGAACCUGACCUGUGAACUGAACCAAGCCUCAGGGGACGUACUCUGGCGCCACAACAGUCGUGAGGUCAAACCCGGUGGCAGGUUCUGUGUCAGCGCUGACGGUGCCAAGCGGGUCCUUACCGUAACAGGAAUGACCAAAGAGGAUGAGGGAGAGUACAUCUGUGAAUGCAAAGAUGAUAAGACCUCUGCCAAGGUCUCCACCAACGCCCCCAGACUGGUGAAUCUGACUUCCAAGCUGAGCAGCAUCGCUGCAGUGGAGGGGAAAGAUGUCAUCUUCAAGUGUAGUGUCACCCCAGCAGACGUCAAAGUAAAAUGGUUCCGCAACAACGUGCCAAUCACAGCUGGGCCCAAGUAUAAGAUUGAGCACAGGGCCACCAGCCACUCCCUCACCAUCACGUCAGUCAGUCAGGAGGAUGCUGGGGAGAUCAGCAUGGCAGCUGAGGGCAAAACCUGCAGCGCCACCCUCCAAGUGCAACUGGAGCCGGUGAUGUUCAAGAAGAAGCUGCAGAACGUGACGACGGUAGAGGAUCAGAAGGGAGUGAAGCUGGAGGUGGAGCUUAGUAGACCCUCUAAAGAGGUCAGGUGGAUGAAGAACAGCGUGGUGCUGCAGCCCGGAGACAACAUGGACAUCAGGGUGGACGGGGCCAAGCAGACCCUGGUCUUCAAGAGUGUGACUACCGCUGACCGCGGCUACUACUCCUGUGAAACUCUGGAUGACAAGACCCAGGCCAAACUCACUGUGGAUGUGCAGAAGAUUGAGGUGGUGAAGGGCCUGCUGGCCGAGGUCAAGGCCAAUGAGAAGGAGACAGUGACCCUAGAGGUGGAGCUCAGUCAAGCUGAUGUGGAGGGUUCCUGGACCAAGAGCGGAGCCAAGCUCAAGGCAGGGUCCAACUGUCGCAUCACGGCCCUUGGAAAGAAGCAUGCCCUUACACUGUCCCAACUCAAGAUGGAGGACGCAGGAACGAUUGUCUUCCAAGCGGAAGGGGUCAAGUCUUCUGGCAAGCUCAUUGUUGCAGAACCUGCUGCCAUGAUCUCUAGGCCCAUGAAGGAUGUCAAAGCUCCAGAGAAGGAGAAGGCAACACUUGAGUGUGAGGUGUCCAGAACCAAUGCUGAGGUCAAGUGGUUCAAGGGUGAUACGGAACUAAAACCAGGAAAGAACUUUGGCAUCCACUCCCAGGGUCGCACACGUAGCCUCCUCAUCCAUAAAUGUUCCAAAGAGGAUGAGGGCACAUACGUUUGUCGAACGUCUGACGACAAUACAUCAGCCAAACUCACUGUACAUGCCCGAGACAUUAAGAUAGUGAAGAAGUUGGAGGAUGUGGAGGUGAUGGAGAAGGAGAGUGCGUCAUUCCUGUGUGAGAUCUCUCACGAUGAAGUGGCCUGCCAGUGGUUCAAAGGAGACACCAAACUCAAAGUCGGUGACAACAUCAAGAUGAGACAAGAGGGUAAAAUCUAUGUGCUGCUGAUUAAGUCGGUGACACCAGAAGACGUGGCGGAGAUUAAAUUCACAGCUGAAAAGGCCUCUUCAACGGCCAAACUGACAGUGAAAGGCAAAGCCCAAUCUGUGUCACGGGAGCUGCAGAGCGUCAGCGUUGUCUCAGGGGAGGAUGCUGUGUUCACCUGUGAGGUCACACAGAACAGCGCCACCGUCCAGUGGGCCAAGGAUGGGAAGGACAUCAGGAAGAGUGAGAAGUAUAACAUCAGCAAAGAGGAGAGGGUCAUGAAGUUGACCGUCCGCAGCGUCACUGUCCAGGACUCUGGAGAAUAUAGUUGUGAGGUCAUCGGAGGAGCCACUACCAAGGCCAAGCUGGUGAUCAAAGAGCCAGUCCACAAGUUCACCAAGGAGCUGAAGGACAGUGAGGCGGAAGAAAAGGGCUCAGUGACCCUACAGUGUGAGACGGCCCAGCCUGCCUCCAAGGCCACCUGGUCCAAGGGAGGCAUUGAGCUCAAGGCCGGGGGACGCUGCGAGAUGACCCAAAAGGAGACCGUUCUCACACUUACCAUUAAACAGCUGGAGGAGAAAGACAGCGGAACUUACACCUGUGACGUGGGCACCGCCAAGAUGACGGCUAAGGUGACAGUCAAAGCCUUGCCUGCCAGCUUUAAACAGAAGCUUAAGAACCAGCAAGCCACGGAAGGAGAGAAUGCUACUCUCUGCUGUGUGUUAGCCAAACCUGGAGCCACGGUUCAGUGGAAGAAAGGCACUGAGAAUCUCAAAGCUGGAAACAAAUAUGAGAUUAAGCAAAAAGAUGCCGGCUGUGAGCUUCAGAUAAAACAUCUGAAGGUUGAAGACAGUGGAGAGUACUCUUGUGAGUGUGGAGAUCAGAGGACCACAGCGACUAUAAAAGUCAAUGCGUUACCUGUGACCUACAAACACAAGCUGGAAAGCCAGGAGGCUGGGGAAGGGGGCAGUGUUACCCUGCACUGUGAGCUCUCUAAACCUGGAGUCCCUGUAGAAUGGAGGAAGGGAACACAGGUGCUGAAGUCUGGAGAAAAGUACCAGAUGAAGCAGAAAGAAUCUGUGAGUGAACUCCUAAUCAGCAAAGUAGUACCCGAGGACAGUGGAGACUACAGCUGUGUGUGUGGAGACCAGAAGACUACAGCCAGUCUCAAGAUUAAGGCCCAACCUGUUACAUUCAAACACAAACUGGAGAGCCAGAAGGCUGAGGAGGGGGGCAGUGUUACCCUGCACUGUGAGCUCUCUAAACCUGGAGUCCCUGUAGAAUGGAGGAAGGGAACACAGGUGCUGAAGUCUGGAGAAAAGUACCAGAUGAAGCAGAAAGAAUCUGUGAGUGAACUCCUAAUCAGCAAAGUAGUACCUGAGGACAGUGGAGACUACAGCUGUGUGUGUGGAGACCAGAAGACUACAGCCAGUCUCAAGAUUAAGGCCCAACCUGUGACCUUCAAACAGAAGCUGGAGAGCCAGAAGGCUGAGGAGGGGGGCAGUGUUACCCUGCACUGUGAGCUCUCUAAACCUGGAGUCCCUGUAGAAUGGAGGAAGGGAACACAGGUGCUGAAGUCUGGAGAAAAGUACCAGAUGAAGCAGAAAGAAUCUGUGAGUGAACUCCUGAUCAGCAAAGUAGUUACCGAGGACAGUGGAGACUACAGCUGUGUGUGUGGAGACCAGAAGACUACAGCCAGUCUCAAGAUUAAGGCCCAACCUGUGACCUUCAAACAGAAGCUGGAGAGCCAGAAGGCUGAGGAGGGGGGCAGUGUUACCCUGCACUGUGAGCUCUCUAAACCUGGAGUCCCUGUAGAAUGGAGGAAGGGAACACAGGUGCUGAAGUCUGGAGAAAAGUACCAGAUGAAGCAGAAAGAAUCUGUGAGUGAACUCCUAAUCAGCAAAGUAGUACCCGAGGACAGUGGAGACUACAGCUGUGUGUGUGGAGACCAGAAGACGACAUCCAGUCUCAAGAUUAAGGCCCAACCUGUGACCUUCAAAUAUAAACUGCAGAGGCAGGAGGCUGAGGAAGGGGGCAGUGUUACCCUGCACUGUGAGCUCUCUAAACCUGGAGUCCCUGUAGAAUGGAGGAAGGGAACACAGGUGCUGAAGUCUGGAGAAAAGUACCAGAUGAAGCAGAAAGAAUCUGUGAGUGAACUCCUGAUCAGCAAAGUAGUACCUGAGGACAGUGGAGACUACAGCUGUGUGUGUGGAGACCAGAAGACUACAUCCAGUCUCAAGAUUAAGGCUCUGAAGUAUUCAGCUCCUCCAGUAACUCCCAAACAGGAGGAGCCCCAGAAGGAGAAGGCCAAAAAGGAAGAAGCUCCUCCAGUCACUCACAAACAACAGGAGACCCAGAAGCAGCAGGAGACCAAAGAGGCCCAGAAAGAGACAGUAGAAAGGAAGACAGUAGUAGAAGCCCAUGUCUUGGAGCCCGCGACCCCUAUUGCUCCUGCCACCCCCAAAACGGAGCCCCAGAAGGAGACAUUAGAGAAGAAGACCGUAGUAGAAGCCUCUGGUAGGAAAGCCUUUAAGCCUGCUGCUCCUGCCACCCCCAAACCGGAGCUCCAGAAGGAGGAGACCGUAGAAAAUAAGACUGUUGCAGAUGCUCAGGCCGUGAAGCCUCCUGCCGCCCCCAAAUUGGAACCCAGGAAGGAGACAGUAGAGACGAAGACAGUAGUAGGAGCCGCUGCUCUUCCAGCCACAUUCAAACACGAUCUUGAGAGCCAGGAGGUUGAGGAGGGGGGCAGUGUUACCCUGCACUGUGAGCUCUCUAAACCUGGGCUCCCUGUAGAAUGGAAGAAGGGAACACAGGUUCUAAAGUCUGGAGACAAGUACCAGAUGAAGCAGAAAGAUUGCAGUGUGAAACUACAAAUCUGUGAUUUGAAACCUGAAGACACAGGAAACUACCACUGCAGCACUGGAGACCUAGAGAGCUCAGCAUACCUGAAAGUCAAUGCUCUCCCAGUCAUAUUCACCAAAGAUCUGCAGAGCCAGGAGGCUGAGGAAGGGGGCAGUGUUACCCUGCACUGUGAGGUAUCUAAACCUGGAGUCCCUGUAGAAUGGACGAAGGGGGAGGUGGGUCUCUGCCCCUGUGCCAAGUAUGAAAUCGUCCAGGAAGGGCACAGCGCCAGACUAGUCAUCCACAGCUUAGACUCUGAAGACUCAGGCAGCUAUACUUGUGACAGUGGCGACCGGAAAACCACAGCAAAACUUUCUGUGAAGGGUAGGCUGAGAGAAAACUCUUCUGGUUUUAGCUGUGUAUGCUGUCGGGAAAGAAAAUCAAACUUUCCCACAUGUAUUAUACAUAUUUUGUGGUUUGGAGGCACAAUUCUGCCCUCUAAAAGUUUCUCUAUCACACCUCUCCCAACCUACAUCAUUCCUACCCCCCUCUUGCUUUCCACAGCCCUGCCUGUUUACUUCAAAACCCGACUACAGAAUCUAGAGUGGGACGCAGGUGAGAUCGCCAUCCUCCGCUGUGAGAUCACAAAUCCUGGGGCCAGCGUUGUCUGGAGCCGGGGCGACAGGGUCUUGGAGUCUAACAACAAGUAUCAGCUGAAACAGGAAGGUGCCAUAGUGAAGCUUAUCAUCUAUAACCUACAAGGGGCUGACUCUGGGGAGUAUAUCUGUGACACGGGUUACCAGAAGACCUCAUCCAUGCUCACUGUACAGGAGCUGGAGGUGACCAUAGUGAAGGUCUUGAACAGCUGCUCGGUGCGCGAGGGGGAGGACGUUCACUUUGAGUGCCAUCUGUCCCACGAGGAUGCCAAGGGGAUCCAGUGGAAGCUUGCGGACGUCCCUCUGCAGAACAAUGAAAUGAAUCUGAUCCGCAGCCAAGGCAAGGUGCACAGCCUCACCCUCAGGGGGGUCACCCAGGCCGACUCGGCCACAGUCGCUUUCACCGUGGGCCACCAUACCUCCACCGCCAGCCUGACCGUCCGAGGGGCUCCUGUGGUGUUCAAGAAGGAGCUAGAGAGCCAGGAAGCAGUUGAGGGGGGCAGUGUCUCCCUGACCUGUGAGAUCAGUGCUGAGGGCAAGGUGACAUGGAGAAGGGGCUCCGUGCUCCUCACCCAGGGGGAGAAGUAUUCCAUGGAGCACACAGGUUCUACCUACAUCCUGAUGGUUCACAAGCUGAAGGUCGAGGAUGCUGGAGAGUACACCUGCGAUACCGGGGAUAAGCAGAGCACGGCCACCCUGACAGUCAAAGAGUCUGUACGCAUCACUCGGGAGCUGCACGACAUCACAGUGACCACCGGGCAGGAUGCUGUCUUUGCGUGUGAGUUGUCCCAGGAGGGCGUGACCAACGGAGAGUGGUGGCUAGGGGAUAACCUCCUCCAGAACAACGACCUGAACCAGAUUACCUUCCAGGGCCGGGUGCACCGGCUGACACUGCAGAUGGUCACCACUGAUGAGUCAGGGGACGUGGCGUUUGUGGUGGGCGAAGAGAAGACCGUCGCCUGCCUACUGGUGGAAGAGAAGCCCAAAGUGUUAAUCCUAGAGAAGCCUCAUGACACAGUGGCCCUGGAGGGUGAGACAGUCACCCUGUCCUGCACCGUCUCCGACCCCACGGCCACUAUCACCUGGAGCAGGAAUGAUGUUGCCAUCAAAGCAGGCCUCAAGUACGAUCUGCGGAAGAAUGGAGCUCUCAUGCAGCUCCGUAUCCACAACCUGGAGAUGGAGGACUCUGGAACUUACUGCUGUGAUACCGGGGAUGCACAGUGCACCGUCACAUUGACUGUGGAAGGUGCCCCGGCAUUCUUCCUGAAGGAGCUGAAGAACAAGGAAGCCCAGGAAGGCGACGAUAUCACUCUGCGUUGUGAGCUCUCCAAGGCGUGCACUCAAGUGGAGUGGAGGAAGGGAGGCAUGGUCCUCCAGGCUGGUAAGAAGUAUGAGAUGAGGCAGGAGGGCUGCGUUCAGGAGCUCCGCAUUCGUAACCUGGAGCCAGACGACAAUGGAUACUACACCUGCGACGCUGGAGACCAGCUCACCACGGCGUCGGUGGCAGUGCAAGAGGCAGAAGUCCUCAUAGUGUGUGGUCUAAAGAGCACCGAUGUCUUUUUGGGCGAGUGGGCCACCUUCUCCUGCCAGCUGUCCCGCGGUGUGAGGCCCGGGGAGGUGCAGUGGUGGCUGGACGGGACCCUUCUCCAGGACAGCCCCUCCAGCGAGAUAGGGCUGAGCCAGGGCCACGUCCACACCCUCACCCUAAAGGACCUGGCCCCAGACGCCUCUGGCACCGUCACGUUCAAAGCCUGCAGCCUGGUGUCCUACGCCAAGCUCUUAGUUAAAGACCCCACAGUAGAGGUGGUGAGCGAGAUGCAGGACCUGCGGGUGGCUGAGGACAAGCCGGCUGAGUUCAUCUGCCAGUACUCCCGGCCGGUCCAGGCCCAGUGGAAGAGAGACGGUCGGCCAUUGCAGCCUGACGGCCAGAGGGUGGUAGUGGAGCAGGACUGGACCGUGGCUCGCUUGUACAUUAGCCACGUGUCCACUGAGGACAGGGGGAGAUACUCCUGUGAGGCAGAGGGGACCUGUGUGGUUGCCUUACUGGAGGUGGAAGCCAAACCCAUUGAAAUCCUACAAGGCUUGGAGAACAUGGACACCAUUGACGGCGGGGAGGCCCUAUUCGAGUGCUCCAUCUCUCGUUGCGAGAUCAAAGACUGCCGCUGGCUGAUCGGGGGCAAGCCGGUGAAGGAGUCGCCCACCACGGAGAUCGUGUCCUUCGAAAGUGGACGCCGCCACCUCUUGCUGCUCAAGGAUCUGCACGUUGGAGACAGCUGCAAAGUUACUUUCCAAGCGGGCACCGCAACAACCUCCGCCAUGCUCAACGUCAAAGGCUGGCAGCUGGAUGUGGUGAGUGGUCUGGAGGAUAAGGUAGCUGUGGUGGGAGAGACUCUAGAGUUCAGCUGCAUGCUGACUGAGCCUGUGCCUGAGGCGGAGGUAGCCUGGUACUCUAAUGGAGCCGAGCUAAAGGCUGAUGACACCUGGGGCAUGAGGGCUGACGGCUGCUCCUACCACCUGGUGCUUAGACAGGCCCCAGCCAUGCCACCACAGGAGAUCACCUUCGCUGCCAGGGACGCCAUCUCCAUGGCCAAGCUCACCAUCAUCACUGUUCCUGACCCCCCGGAGGACCCAGAGCUGGUCAGUAAGAGUAAGCAGGCGGUGACCCUGUCUUGGUUCACACCCCUCAGCGACGGAGGCAGCCCUAUUUUGGGCUACAGGGUGGAGAUGAGGCUGGCGGACAGUGUCCUCUGGCUGCCGUGCCAUGCAGAGCCUGUGUGUAACACAGAGUUCUCUGUGGAUAACCUCAUCCCAGGGAGCGGCUACAGGUUCAGGGUGGCAGCCAUCAACAGAGCUGGGACAGGAGAACCUGUCCAGUUGCCUCAGAGCGUUCAGCUGGAGGCUCCAGUGACAGUAACACAACAGUUGGCCUGUCCAGACCUGCAGGAGGGUAAGAUGGCCCGUGUGGAGUGUGAACUCUCUGCUGAGGGAAGCUCGGUCACCUGGCUCAAAGACAACAAGGAGCUGGAGUAUGGGGUCAAGUACCAGGUCACCACAGAGGGCAAGACACAAGUGCUGCUGAUCAAAGACUUUGAGUCUGCUGACCAGGGUGUGUACACCUGUGUGGCCUCAGACGAGGCAGAAAGCUCCCUUAAUCUCAACCUACCAAAAGGUGGAGAUGGGGUUCAGUUGGAGGAGGGGGCCCAGCCCAGCCUGCCUCCUGAGGCUGCCUCCGAGGGUGACGUCCAUGCACUGUGGGAGGACCUGGCCAAGAAACGCCGCAUGAGCCGAGAGCCCACCCUUGACUCCAUCUCUGAGCUGCCUGAUGAGGAGGACAAGGAGCCCAAGACACCCAAGGGACCAGUCAAGGAAAAGAAAGCCCCGGAGAUGGUGGGGGUGAAAGCCCUGGAGAAUGAGAAAGUGGAUGUGAAAGCCCCGGAGAAGGAGAAGGUGGAGGUGAAAGCACCAGAGAAAGAGAAGGUGAAAGAAAAGGAAAAGGUCAUAGAGCAUGUCAUCGUCCCUAAGAAGAAGGUGUUGGAGCCAAACUUGUACACUAGCUCUGAGGACGAGUCCAGGCCUCCAACACUGGUUUCCUACCUGAAGAAGAGCAGCAAGUCCUCCCUCUCUGUGUGUGACCAGACAGAGUCCAUCUCCACUGAGAAGUUCUACGCACAGUUCAAGUUGAAAGAGGAGACCACAGUCCAACAGACCUCAGUCCAACAGACCUCAUCUUCAGUACAGCAGAUCACAGCACAGACCACAGACAUCACGAAGGUCGGUGAUGAGGAGGACGAAGAAAAGGGGCUGCUGGAUGCUGCUGUAAAGAUCCAGGCUGCCUUCAAGGGGUACAAAGCCCGCAAGGACAUGCGUCCAGUCUUCAAAGACGUCUUCAAGGACCAGACCAAGGAACCCAAUGGCACCAUCCACCUGGAGUGUGUGGCGGAGGGCAAGCCAGAGAAGGUGCGCUGGUUGAAGGAUGGCGAGCACCUGGCAGACGGCAAGCACCACCACAUUGACAUCUACAACGAUGGCACCUGCUCUCUGGUCAUCACCGCCGUAACCACCAAGGACACGGGCGUCUACACCUGUGAGGUCACCAACAAGUUCGGUGUGACCACCCACAGCGGCAAGGUGACGGUGGGCUCGGCGCGGGAGGCAUCUGGAAGGAGGCCCCUGACCAUGGGCUACAGUGCCGACAGCGAGGCGGAGAGCUCGUCGGCAGAAAGCGAGAUGGACGAGUCUCUGAGGCAGGCUAGCAAACGGCUUCGCCGCCUCCUCCGCACACGCCUGCCGGCCACGUCGGAGGAGGAGUCGUUCGUCAGCUGUGAUGAUGAGGCUGAGCUGCAGGCCCCCGACCCCAAAUCGUACCGCGAGGACGAGCGAUACAUCUACAUCCGCUUCGACAAGCGGUCUGAGGCCCAGGUGGCGUCUCAGCGCUUCAAGGAGAUGUUCACGGCCCAGGGGGUCCCUGUGGAGACCACCAUCCAGGAGGCUGGACCUCUCAAAGUGGAGCUGCGCAUCAUGAAGAUGGGAUACACUCAAGAUGGCUCUGCAACACCCACACAGGAGAAGCAGCUGCCUGCGUUCAUGACAGGAGCCCCCGCGGCCCCAGUCUUCCUGACUGAACUCCAGAGCCAGGACGUGCCAGACGGUUACCCGGUCAGCUUUGACUGCGUGGUGAUCGGGAAGCCUCCACCCAGUGUGCGUUGGUUCAAGGAUGGUAAGCUGCUGGAGGAGAACGACCACUACAUGAUCAACGAGGACCAGGAGGGCUGCCACCAGCUCAUCAUCACCACCGUGCUGCCCUCUGACAUGGGCGUCUACCGCUGUAUGGCUGAGAACACCAGCGGCAUCGCUGCCACCAAGGCUGAGCUAAGGGUCGACAUGUCUUGCAGCUCAGACUACGAUACUGCAGCUGAUGCCACUGAGACAGGCUCCUAUAUCAGUGCCAAGGGUUACAUGUCUAGGGAAACGGAAGCCUUUGAGUCUGUGGUAGAGGAUGAGCAGAUGCCACAAGUACUGGAUGAGCUCCAUGAUGUGCACGUCAGCCCAGGCUCACCCAUCGCUAAGAUGCAGCUGAAAGUCAAAGGGUUCCCUAGUCCAAGGGUGUACUGGUUCAAGGACGGCCACCCGCUGCGUUCCUCAGACAGGAUCCUGCUGCUGGACAAGAGAGACAUCCACAGCCUGGAAGUCCUGGAGGUGAAGAGGGAGGACACAGGAGAGUACUCUGCCUACAUCAGCAACGCUGCUGGAACAGCAUACUCCUCUGCUAGGCUGCUGGUUCUGGGUCCAGGAGAGCUCACGCCUGUAGAGAAGCACGAUCCCAAGGUGCCUCUGGUGCCGCCCCGCUUCCUAGAGAGGUUCAGCAACAGGAAGGUGAAACAGGGAGCCAGCGUCACCAUGUCUGUCAGAGUGGAAGGUUCUCCCACCCCCAUGGUGACUUGGCUGAAAGAGGAGUCUGCUGAGGACGUGUUGUGGAUCAAGCCAGACACUAAGGGUUACAAGGUGGCCAGCUCUGGGCGCCAACACAGUCUCAUCCUGAUGGAUGUGGGCUCUAAGCAUGCAGGCACAUACACCUGCAUCGCCACCAACAAGGCCGGACAGUCCAUUUGCACUGCCCAAUUUGAGGUGGAGGAUGCACCACAACCAAAGGAAGAGACCACAAUCCCUCUGGGGAUUACUAUCAGCCCUCCAGACGAAGAUGUUGGCAGAGGAAAAAUGCAGUAUCUAGGUGAAGUUGGAUCAGAAGAGUUCCUUAUGAAGCUCACCUCCCAGAUCACAGAAAUGGUAUCUGCCAAGAUCAGCCAAGCCUCACUACGUGUCCCGGGAGGCGAUAGUGACGACGAGACCAAGACACCCUCCGCCUCACCACACCACGGUCGCUCUCGCCCCGGCUCCAUUCUCGCUGACUCCUCCUCUGAGUCUGACGACCCUGAUGCCAGGGGAGAGAUGUUUGACAUCUAUGUGGCUACGGCUGACUACAACCCCACCAUCCCCAACAAAGAUACCAUUUCCCUGAAGGAGGGCCAGUAUGUUGAGGUUCUGGACUCAGCACAUCCACUGAAAUGGCUGGUCCGGACCAAACCCACCAAAACCACUCCAUCCCGCCAAGGCUGGGUCUCACCUGCCUACCUGGAUAAAAAACUCAAGCUGUCUGAUGUUGCUGGUGACAUCCCAGAGGGAGGUGGAGAAGAGGUCUCAGAAGGAGAAUACAAGAAGAGACUACUCCAACUGAUUCAAGACAUGAUCAACAGCGAGGCAGAGUUUGUCAAAGAGAUGGACUUCUUCACCUCCCACCACGUCAAGCAAGUGGAGAGCCCUGACGCCCCAUCUGACAUCACCAGCCAGAAGGAGGCCAUAUUCAGGAACAUCAACGAGAUCAAGGCCUUCCAUAGCGAGUCCAUGCUCCCUAAGUUGAUCCACUGCGACACUGAUGAUGACGUGGCCAUGCGCUUCCUGAGGAGUAGCGAGGGCUUUGAGAAAUACCUCCAGUACCUCGUAGGCCAGCAAAAGGCAGAGGCCGCUAUCAGUGACAAGACCGUACACCGCUUCUUCAAGGAAUACACAGACAAAGAACAGGCCAGUGCCGACCCUGCUGAAGGUCCUGUACUGAGCAUCAACGCUUACCUACAGAAACCUCUGGACAGAAUCCAGAAGUACAAGGCCUUGCUCAAGGAGCUGAUCAGGAACAAGGCCAGGAACGGUCAGAACUGCUGCCUGCUGGAGGAGGCCUAUGCCAUGGUUUCAUCACUGCCUCAGCGUUCAGAGAACACACACCACGUCUCCAUGAUAGAGAACUACCCUGCCACUCUGGAUGUAUUGGGGGAGCCCAUCAGACAGGGACCCUUCAUGGUGUGGGAGGGUGCACCUGGGGUAAGGUCCUCCUCCAGAGGUCACCAUCGACACGCGUUCCUCUUCAAAAACUAUGUCAUCAUCUGCAAAUCCAAGAGAGACACCAACACAGACACCCAGGGCUACGUCUUUAAGAACAUGAUGAAGCUGAACAACAUAGAUGUGAAUGAGACAGUGGAGGGUGACGACCGGGCCUUUGAGAUCUGGCACGAGCGUGAGGACUCUGUUAGGAAGUACACGCUUCAGGCUCGCACCGUCAUCAUCAAGAACUCCUGGCUGCGAGACCUCAGGGAGCUGCAGCAGCGCUACACCAUGCCUGCCUGGAGUAUGCCUGACUUUGAUGAGCUUCUGGCUGACUGCACAGCGGAGCUGAGACAGACGGUGAAACUGGCCUGCAAGGUUACUGGAGUACCCAAACCUGUGGUCACCUGGUACAAGGACGGGCGUGCAGUGGAGGCCGACCCUCACCACAUCAUCAUCGAGGACCCUGAUGGUUCCUGCACCCUGAUCCUGGACAACAUGACGGCUGAUGACUCUGGACAGUACAUGUGCUUCGCCACUAGCACAGCAGGCAACGCCAGCACCCUGGGAAAGAUCACUGUCCAAGUGCCUCCUCGUUUCGUGAACAAGAUGAGGAAUGCUGUCUUAAUCGUUGGUGAGGAUGCUCAGUUCUCCUGCACCAUCCAGAGUGCCCCCAGACCCAAGAUCAGGUGGUUCAAGGAGGGCAGGCUGCUGACUGACCAGGAGAAGUAUCAGACCUACACUGAGUCCCGUAGUGGAGUCCUGGUGCUGGUCAUUAAAGGCCCUACGGAGAGAGACCUGGGACAUUACGAGUGUGAGUUGUCCAAUCGACUGGGCAGUGCUAAAUGUGCAGUUGAUCUGUGCCUUCCUUCUGCUGUGGCUAGAAGAGGAGAGCAGGCGAUCACCAUCGAAGUCACUGAGCAGGAGACUAAAACACCAAAGAAAACCAUCAUCAUAGAGGAGACCAUAACUACGGUGGUGAAGAACACCCGUAUGAAGCGUCGCGGCGUGUCUCCAUCUGGGUUCAACCGCUCCGAAACCACCACCCCAGAUCUCCCCACCACCCCCACCGGCACGGCCAGGCAGAGGAGGCAGGUUUCUGCCAGCAGGAAGACCACUAUCCCCACCCUGUACGUCACGGAGCCCGAGGGGGGUUCUGGGGCCCGGGCCGCAGAGAACAGGUGGGUGGAGGUAGAGGAAAUCAUUGAGUACAAGGUCAACAAGUCGCCCAGGCUAUCCAGGAGAAGAGGGGUCUCCCCAGCUGGGUCGGAGCGAGCGAACACCCCCUCCUUCACCCGGCCACAGAGGUCCCCGAACCCCAACACCAACAAUUCCAACAACAAGCUGGUAGAGCUGCAGAACUGCUCCGAGCUGGAGGGGGCUCAGCCUAUAACCUGGGAUGAUGAUGAGGAGGAUGAGAACGUGGCUGGGUCCGAGGUCACCCCUGGACUCAGUGAAGAGGCCUGCGAGGUCUCCUCUGUUCUAAUCCCUAACGACCAUGAACAUGAUGAGGCCUGGCUAGAGGAGCAGCAAGAGGCCUUUGUCACAGAACCGGAUGAUGACGAUAACAUGGAACCUCCCAGGAAGCUGGAGCCUAAGACCCUGACCCAGGACGGUCGCGUUCUCACCCUGGAGGACCUGGAGGACUAUGUUCCCAGGGAGGGGGAGACCUACGGCUCCUCCAACACCAGGCCCUCCCCUCCCGAGAGACCCUGUGAGAUCUCUGUGCUUCAGAGGGAGAUUCGGGGCUCUGUCGUGGGCCAGCCAGUGCUGCUCAAUGUGGGGAGGCCUGUGGUGGUGCCCAGGGGGAGGCGCAGCCCUGGCUUCUUCAGCCGCUUUAGAGAGUACCUCUCAGGCAGCAUGUUCUCCCUGGCUGGCCCCCACCACCACCCCAGCAGAGGCCAGUCUAGAAGUGAGAGCGAGAUUCCCAUCCAGGUCAGCCACGCCAAGCAAGAAGUCAAGCUUGCAUACUGCUCUGAGGUGCAGAGAAUGGAGGGAGGGCAGCAGAGAUACAAAACCAAAGUCUACACGUCAGUGGGCAAGCCAGUCACUCUUCAGAUCAGCCAGAACCGAUAUCAAAACCAAUAACCUAGUGUGUGAAAAUCAGUUGCUGGAUUAGAACCAAGCAGGUUUUUGUUAAUUGGUGAUACGUACAAUAGCCGUUUUAGUCUUAAAUGGGAACAUUACUACUUAAGUGUUAAAAAGCAUAUUCUAACCUUGCAUUUUAUUGCAAAUGGGAGGAUCAUUCCAUUUUGAAGCAACCCAUCUGAAAGUCAAAUGCAGACACAGGAAGUCAGUUGUUUUGGUCAGACAAAGUCGUUUUUAAAGGACAAAACAUCAAAAGGGGGUUGGAUAUGUUUAGGCUAAAUGAUUUCCGAACGCCAUUGUAUACUAUCCAGGCUUCAAUUUAUUGUUGCCUUGCUUGCCACGUAUUUGAUGUACAGAAAAAUACAGAAUAAUUGCAAGUCGUGCAACAUGGACUGACACCAUUUGAAAGUUUAAAAAAUCCAUCUGCUUUACCCUCAGGUGACAGAUGUUUUGAAUGUCAACAUCUUGAUGUUAAACUUCUGUUCUGUAGGAGAACAUCAGUACAGUACCAUAUUUCUCUCUGUGUGUUGUCUCUGAAGUUUAUUGAACAAGAAAUAUCCACCUUGACUUGUAGCAUAUCAGUUUGUAAAUAGGCUAACCAACUCCUGUGAAAGGAAAAAUGUUUGUCUCGACAGUAACUUACCAAACCAAUGACUUCAGCAACAAAAGGGAAGUCUGAUUUGAAAUGUUAUGAGGAAGGGGUAAUUCUGGGAUAAUAUUAUCCAACAUAAAAACAUUGACAAGAUUGCUAGAAAUACAAAAUAAGUAUAAAAGAGCAUUGAUUACUGACAUUGUUGGAUUGUGUGAAACAUUGACGAUGUUCUUUCAACUGCAGUCACUGUCUGCUUGAGAAUACAAGAAAGCCAGAUUAAAGACUAAUUCAUGGAUCAUUUAAUUGUACUUCAGAUUGGGCUGUACUGUCCUAUGGAGAAGUCUAGAAUUUUCUAAGCAAUUCUAGAUGGGCAGUUACAUGUUGUGCAGUGCUGAUACUUUUACGUUAACCGUGUAUCACUCACUUGUGGUGUGGACUGUGGAAUGAUAUAGGUCUAUAAUUGUGUUAUACAGGUCUCGUAUAAAGGGUCUCUGUUUACUUUAGGUUAUAUACAUCCAAAACAUAGACCUAUUUAGGAUAUUUCAUUUUGAACUGGGUCAUUUGUUUUAUAGAAAGGCACUUCAUUAUCAGUUUCUUGAGAGCAAUAAAGAGUAGAUUGACCUCAGAUAAUUAAGUAUUUGUGAUUACUUUAAGGUAAAAUGUAAUUAAUUAUAUUUAGAAAAGUGCCAGCAUGUUAUGUGUUAGCUUUUUGAAAGCUGAUUUGCGUGUUUAUCUGAUUGACAUAAUUGAAUUAACCCAAUGAGUCCCACUGUAACGCCGGUGCGUUUUGGACUUCUGGGUAGAACCAUUGGAUUUGUCUUGUUUCUGCAUCCGUAGAUACCAACCAUUAGUCUGUGUAAUUAACGGGGGCUGUGCUAGAGCUGUGUUUGUGAGACAAGUGCCGAUCCCAAAGGGGCCCUGGACUGGGUCUUUUUACAAAAACGUAUGUAGUCUGAAAGGUUUGAGCAACAAACUAUUCAAAGAUAUUUAUGAAAAGGUGAGACUCUCACGAACACGUGCAUGUAACUAUGACGCUCAAAACCUACACAAGAGUUGUUAGAAGGUAAGGGGUUGUUCUACAUAGAAGAUCAUAGGAAAUCCCAGGACAUAGUGUCUAUAAUAAGCUCACAUAGUGGCUCUCACAAAAUCCAAAUAGUUGUCAUUUCCCAGUGAGCAUACAAUUUCUGUACUUACAGCAUUCAUAUCAAUUCAUUUGAUCAGGUUUUUGCUUUGGCUGAUAAUUUUUUUUUAAAAACAUUGACAUUAGUCAAUAAAACUCAUGAAUGCAACUGUUUUAUGUCAAAUCGUUUUGUGUUCUACUUGUAGCCCUGGUUGUCCUGAAAAUAACACUCCAUUGUGAGGCUAAAUAUAAGGGCUGGACAUGCAGAUAAAUGAAAGUCAGAUACAUUAAAAGACGAUUUUUGCUGGGGUCGUGGGACUGAUAGGGUUAAUAUUAAUCUUGUCACAUUCGGUUCAGGUGAGAGCACAGUUACAUAGUUAGUAGUGAGCCAUUGUACACUGGAUUUAUUAACUUUGUUGCAAUAUAUUGUUUUAAAAAGUGAAUUACCGCUUUCCAAAGUAAGAGUAAUGUUUUGUUUUUAUGUUAUUUUAAACGUCUUGUAAAAGCAUUGAAUGUUUAACUUUGUAAGAAAUUCAACAUAAAUCACAUAUAGGUUUUGACUGCCUGCACAUGUUUAGUUAAGAGAAUGAAUAGUUAAUGGAUUUUUGGGAGGGUACUCCCAAGUGUUUAAUACAUCAAAAUAAUUAAAUAGCAACUGAUGAACUGA